This is a messenger RNA of Mytilus trossulus (common blue mussel), 8945 nucleotides long. RefSeq names its product zinc finger ZZ-type and EF-hand domain-containing protein 1-like. The record is from RefSeq and is a predicted model, not a curated record. The coding region runs from base 64 to 8556 and encodes 2830 amino acids. Gene Ontology annotation, molecular function: calcium ion binding; zinc ion binding. NCBI's taxonomy places the organism in Eukaryota, Metazoa, Mollusca, Bivalvia, Mytilida, Mytilidae. The transcript has 75 exons.
UCCCCGGUUCACUGACAUCCCUUCAAUCGAAAAAGCAAAAGAAUAUAAUGAAUCUUUUAAACUAUGGGCAAUUCAUCAAGUAUCAGUGAAUCUGAGGACGCACCAGAAACAAAAAAAAUGGAUGAAAAUUCUGAUUCUGAAGAUACAGGAGACAAAGAAACUCCAGCAGUUAGAGAUUUAAAUGAGUUGUUCGAUCACUCAGCAUUGAGGAAUCUUGUCUCAAAAUUCAAGGAAGAAAUAACAGAGAAUGUAUUACAGCAGUACAGAACACAGAUUCUACGAUGGCUGGAUGAUAAGGAUAGCAAACAAGAGGAAACAAUAUCUAUUGCUCAGUUCUGUGAUUGGUUGAUGACAAAAAGUGUGUCCAGGGAUGAUGCUAUUAAGACUUUCCAGCAGUUUGACACAGAUGGCAGUGGUGUUGUGGAGACUUCAACAAUGAUAGAAACAGUCAAGUCUAUGAGUGGUCCUAACUUACAGGGAGAAUUAGGGAGGAGUAUUCGUAUGAUGCAGGCAUGCUCACUUACGCCAGGUUUCGUGGAUGUGUAUGCUGGAGAUAAAAACGCUGUUAAACAACAUGCAGAAAAAAUACUCAAGUAUUUAUUACGUAACAGAUGCCCGAGUUCCUUUCUACCAUUCCCUCUGCUGAAUGGCUUCAAUAACACAGCCAACAUGAGAGCAUCUGUUCUCAAACAUGUCUUCAAAAAUAUCAAGGAGAGCGGUCCUUCUUUCACUCAAGAAGGUGUAUUGGGAUCUGGUGAAGAGUUAAGAACAAUCAGUCCUUGUCAUAGUAAUAUUGAAGUCUCGUCUAACUCAUCAGAAUCUUACAGGUUAACCAAUGGCGACCCUAACACAUACUGGCAGUCAGAUGGUACAGCUAGGUCACACUGGAUCAGAUUACAUACGAAGACAAAUGUUGUGAUAAAGACUUUAUCCGUAGCAGUGGCUUCCUCUGACUCUAGUUAUAUGCCAGAACUUAUACAUAUUGUUGCUGGGAAAAACUUCAGGAGCCUUAGACAACUCAAAGAAAUUAGGAUUCCCAGUCAUGUGACAGGUGAUGUUGUCUUGUUGAAGAACUGUAAGAUUUAUUACCCAAUCAUACAGAUAAACAUAAAGAGAUGUAGAAAUGAUGGCUGUGAUACCAGGAUUCAUGGAAUCAAAACUGUGGGGUACAAAGUAAUGAAGGAAUUAGGUAUAAAUGUUGGAGAUGCAGCAGCUGUAUGGUACAUUCAGAUUCUAGCCUCUACAGUAACCAUGACAUUACCACUCAAUCCACAACUCAGACCAAUGGUACUAGAACAUACAAGGAGAGCUUUAGAUAACAUACCACCAUUGUCAUUGUGUCCUGCCAGUACAGAGAGACCAAAGUUUUUAUCUAAAUAUGUUCUACAGGAGGUGGAGAAGUUUGUCACAGAUAUAGCUCUUAAUGAUGGAGAAGUUGUUCAGGAAGGAUUACAUAUGCUCCUAUCCUUCAAUCUAGCCAGAGGAAAUGUGGGGGGAAUACUCAGGACCUUAAAACUUCUUCAAGAAUUCCCAGAAACAAAUUUGCCGUGUUCAGAAUUAUUGAGAAAGAUGUUACAGGCCAGAGAUUCAUGUUGGGAAAAAUCAGGGCACCAGUUAGCAGUGACAAUACUUGGUACGGAUGGAGGGAAAUCUGAUGAUAAUUCAGGACCAGAAAAUCUACUCAAUCAUACAUGGACUUCAUUGCCUGUAGAAGCAUUUUAUACAACAGAGGAAGGGAAAACAAAGUGUAACAUUAUAUUUAAAAGUACAGAGUUUAUACAGAUCACUAGGAUUAGACUGAAGAAUGCACAAGGUAGUAAAGGAGUUAGACGAGGACUUUUAUUUGUUUAUAGGGACAGCACUGAGAAAUUUAACAUGGAAGAGCAUGCCAAAAGAUUUGAGAGUUAUGAUGACUGGGGGAAAAUGGAGUAUGAUUUCAGUGUACAAGUCAGGGGAGCAGGUAUAGCAGGCAAACCAGACAAUCCUGUGGCCUAUUUUACAUUUGAAGAUGAUUGCAAUGAAAUAGACAUCCCAGUUACUUGGCAUCCUGUUGGGCAGUAUAUCCUGAUAAAGCUGUUAGAACCUCGACAAGAGAAGGAAACAAAGCUGUCAGUAGCUGGGGUCAGAUUUUAUGGAUUUCCUAGAAAACAAGUUUUGAUAGAUGAGGAAGUGUCUGUGAAGCAUCCUCCAAACCCUGACAAGAAACCAAACUGUAACAGUUUAGAGAUUAUACAACAUGUAUUAGAGUUCAUAGUUGAUCUAGCACAGGAUCAGGUGAAGAAAGGUAUUUCCUCAGGGAAGUCAGAUUACUUGGAGUUUGGAGAUACACCUAUAGAUACCUUGUGGGAACUAUAUACUGCUUUCAGAGAUAAUGACCAAGAGAAAUGGCAGAGUUGUGCUAUUUUGAUGUUACAGUUGAUGUAUUGUCUUCUGCCAGUGUCGUCUGCUCCAGAGGGAGAGAAAAAGAAAUGUGCAGAGGAGAUGUUUGAACAUUUCUGUAAAGUAAUCGAUGACUCUGCAGUAGUUAAGACUAGUAAGAAAUACAGAUUAUGUAAACAGCUAAUUGUAGAGGGUGCAGCGAUGUUUUUCCCAGACAAAGAUGCCAGAAGAAAACAGCUGUUUUCAAUGAUGCACCAUGUUGAGAAUUUGUCUAAGUCUCCAUCUGUGAUGUUAGUAUUCCAGUCUUUGUGUAGAUUUUUCAGCUCUGUAGAUCCCAGUGGUUUGUUAGAACUUCCAAACCAUGUCAAAGAGGACUACAAUUCUCAGGCUGUGUUAGAUAUAAUGGAGACCAUGCUUUCUGUGACCUACCAUGAGUUUACAGAUACGUUAGAUACAGGGGAGUGUCAUGAACAAGUGAUACACCUCCUGGAGCUGGUAUGUUCAUUACAGACCAGUCUACUAUCAUGGUGCUGGUCACACAUGUUAGAGGAAGAGACUCGAACAGACCUACAGAAAGAAAAAGUCAUAGAAAUAGCAUACCAGUAUGCCAUGUCUGUUGCUAAGAAAGGAACAAAUGCUUGUAAACUGUUGUUAAAACAGUCAAAGGAGAAACUGAUGGAGUUUUUCAAGAUUCCAAACUCUUCCUUCCUUGGAAACAUUAUCAGACAGUUGAUAAUGAUGCUGACCUACAUCUGUGAUUAUUGUGGAUCAACAGCUAGGGUGGUGCUAAUUCACAGUUUCCAACAUCUUGUCCUUGACCUCAAUGACCUUGCUAAAAUGCUUCCUGAAAUAUUUCCAAAUAUAACAAGUGAUCAUUGGUCAACUGUCCAGACAGAUGACAUUGUACUAAGGACAUGGGAAGUGGAGUCAUCACAUAGUUACCAUAACAAUGAACAUGAAACACAGGUAUUCAGUUGUCCAGGAGCUAACAGAUUCAUCAUAGAUUUUGAUCCAAGAUGUGAAACAGAAAGAAGGUAUGACUACUUGAUGUUUACUGAUGCUACUGGUUACCAGAUGAAGUUUGAUCAGCGGGUUGGCUCUAACAAAUGGCCAAGACAAGUCCAGUUUACAGGGCCACAUGUUCACUUCCUGUUUCAUUCUGAUAACAGUAAUACAGAAUGGGGAUAUAAAUUUAAAGUGACAGCUAGAGGAAGUCCUGAUGUACCUUUAUCAUGGCCUUUUGACUUACAGCUUAGUCUAACAAAAUUAAUGGGUCGUCUGUGUGGAGCAACCUUAGCUUCCAACUCACAGGCUGUUAAGACCUUGGCUAUUGGCCCAGAGGACACUGCUGAACAAGAUGUGUUACGGAGUGAACUCUGGACAACUCUGUUUAGAGGGGGAUAUAUGAUAGGAAAACUUCAACACUCAUUGUCAGGAAAAUUUCAAGCAGAAUCAUCAGGAAGUGUGCUAGAGUUUCUGUUGGAAGUAAUUGACAGGAAAGAAGGGGCUCCACUCAGGCUUAUUGAAAAGUGUCGAGACCAUAACAAAGGACUACAAGUUGGAGGAGAAACUAUAGAGAAUGCUGUCAUUGCAGUGUUUACUUCCCUUAUAUGGCAUACACAACAACUCAGAGAAGAUUUACAGAAAUAUAUAGCUGUAUCCAUUGGAGACCAUUGUGUAUCAGACGGUAUAUUACAUGCUUAUUCCACAGCUGAGUCCAUCAGAAUGCAAUUGCUACAACUUAAACAGAAAAUAGCUGCAGCAGAAAAAGAAGAAGAAAAUGACGAGGAACCUGCAUUGGUAUGUAAAGAUAAGGCUAUGUACCUGUUGAAGUUUGCUGGUUUAACAAAGAUCCAGUUAAAAAAUGAGAUGAGAUCUAAAGCAGCAAAGCAGUGGAAGAAACUUUCUAACAAGAAAAAUGAAAAAAUUAAGCUGGAUGUCACAGACAAAUACCCAUCCUUUAGACUGGUGUUAGAAUUUGUACAGGAUCCAGCAUGGACCACAGAAAGAGUGAAUAGAAUGAUUCAGGAGAGAGUAAACCAUGCCAAAGCUGUAUCAGAUGUUUAUUCCUUUACAGCAGAAUUCCUCAGGAUUCACUGUCUAUCUGUCUCAAAUGGAAUUUUUCAGAUACCAGCUGUGCUAUUCUUCCAAGAAUUAUUGUCCUAUCAGGAUGGCUUUGCUAAACACUAUGCUGAUGGAUUAGAUGGUUGUGGUUUACAACAAGAGGCUAAGGUCAGACAAGCUUAUUACCAGCUGAUCAGAAGAUUGUCUGAACCCUUUCAUAAUCUACACAAGCAUGAGUUAGACAAGAAGAUAAUGCCAGCUUAUGAGUUCAUUCAAGCAUGUCUGUUACAUCUGCUAGAUAUGGAAUGGCAGGCCUAUGAUCUGACAUUUGUUACAGAAACUAAGUUACCCUCUCUGUACUUAGAUGUAGCUAAAGAAACCGUAAAGAUGAGGGAUUGUAUGGUAGACCAUCAGGACGAGGACAAUCAGUUGAAGGAGUAUGAGAAGUUUAUCAAGUGGUUUGAGGACUGCUCCUCUGGCUUUGAGGAGUGGUAUGAAAAAAACAAAGUGGAUGAUCCAAAAUUUAAAGAGGAAAAAAGGCAAGUUCAGAUGUUUGUUGCACGGUUUUGUGACCUACUUGAGGUGGAGAUAUCUUGUGAUGGUUGUGGUGUGACACUACCUGGCAGAAGAUACAGAUGUUUACAGUGUAGUGAUAUGGAUCUUUGUGCCACAUGUUUUGCUGGGGGAGUAAAGCCAGAAGGUGAUCAUACAGAUGACCAUGAAUUUGUUCAUCUGGUAUAUAAGUGUAACAUGUGCCAAGCCUUUAUAGUGGGUACCAGAAUACAUUGUAACCAGUGUGAAGAUUUUGACCUUUGUAUUGGCUGUCAUAACAAAGGAUCUUUUCCAAAAGAACACAAUACUGAUCAUGAUAUAACAAAGUUUCCAAUGAUUAAAUUAAAGACAUCCCAAAGUUCUGACUCUAUGAUACAAGCCUACAUACACCAACAUGUAUGGCUGCUGUUUACAGUACAAGCUUUAGCUACAGGUGAUAUAAUCCAUAAUAAUAAUCAGUAUCCUGACCCAGAUUAUAUCAAGUUAGCAGCCCAGUUACAGAGUCAGUGUAUAGAUGCUGUCACUCACUGUCUUCAACAAGUACCAGAUGAUGCUGAAGAUGGAAGUAAAGAUAUCUUACAGGAAGGGAGGUCACUAGAACAGCGACAAGAGGAAGCUUUUGCAAUUCACUCCCAGGAGAGGGUUAUGGGAUUACUUGGAGCUAUGAUACCAGCAGAUUCAAAGAGUACACUUCCAGGUGUGACGUUUAAUUUCUCAACAGUUGAGUUUAUACAGUUACUCUUCAAAAUAGCUAAGGGAGAGAGUGGCCAUGAAGUCAACACACAACAUCUAGCUAUGGGAUUGUUAGGUCCAUUGUUGAAGAAAUCGUCACCUAAGGUAGCAGAUGAGGCAGUCAUUACUAAGGAUUGGACCAGUGAAGUUGAAGGUCAAAAGUCAAUCAAAUAUCUCUUCUCGUUUGGAGCAAACUGUUUAGAAAAAUGGGGAUUAGAAUGGGCCUGUUCUGUGGCCAGAAUAUUACAGAGUUUAUACAUAUCUACUGAGUGGAAGAUGGUAAUCCAUCAACACCUUACACACUGUGUGUUAUCUAUGACAGACAAACCCGAUCUGCAGUCUAUAUUUGCACUGUUUGUUAUGGCUGGCUUCCCUGAGGUACUUACAAUAGGAACAUUGGUCCACUUUAGUCAUAUAGGAACAGAGCAAACAGGUGUGGUCCUAAAACAUUUCCCUGAUAAAUACCAAACUCUAGUCAUAGACAUCAAAACAAGGAAAAGACACACGGUAAGUUAUAUCUUAUUACCUCCCCUUGAAAAGACACACGGUAAGUUAUAUCUUAUUACCUCCCCUUGUCAUAUAGGAACAGAGCAAACAGGUGUGGUCCUAAAACAUUUCCCUGAUAAAUACCAAACUCUAGUCAUAGACAUCAAAACAAGGAAAAGACACACGAUAAAUGAUAAAUUUAUUGAUUGCCUCAGUAUGGUAACAGAAGUAUGGGAUACAGAUCACUUUAGUGUUUUUAUACAAACUGUAAAAAGUAUUACAGCCAAGAUCAAGACUGAUGAAGAUAUUUCUGUGGAGGCAGUGUGGGUGUUAUCACUAAGCCUUAAAGUCCUUAGCAACAACUUAAAAAAGUUAGGGGAGACUUAUUAUGCUACAGAACUAUUUGAAGCCAGCUUUAUUCAGUGUCUGGUGUAUUUAUCAAGUAAAGGAACAGAUUUCAGUCAGCAGUGGCUCAUUAAAGAUUUGGAGGUUCUGUCCUUGAUGUUGUAUACAGAUGGUGUGAACUCGAGUGCAAAGAAAGGAAGACACCCUUCAUUCCCAGAACCACCUUCUAUUGUCUCAUUAAAACCUAUGAAAUCCAAGGAUAAAAAGUCAGGAGAUGACAAAGAAAGUCUGUUGUCUACAUCUUCAUCUUCAAUAUCAUCUUCUCCUUCAUCGUCUGAUGAUGAUGAGAAUGUAGCAGACGACACAGAGAAUGAUGAUGUCAAUAGUAUAUUCCCUGACGCAGACGAUGAUACUAAGGGAAUGUUUAAGUUUUUCCAUGGUGAUUGUAAGGUUCCAUUAGAUGUACUUAGAGCUAUUUAUGAUAUGAAUGAUAAAAAUACUUCAGAGUGUUAUAAAGCACUCAUAGAAAAUCUGGAAAGUUCAGCAUUACAGACAAAGGAUGAGAUUAUGAAGAUGGCACUCAAAUGGGGAGGACGUCUGACUGCGUCUACACAAGAAGCACCAGUCAUCCCUACUGACUCAGAGAAACUGAUAGAUACAGGCAUCUACUAUCACCAAGUCAUACAGUCACAGAAUAAAAUCCCUGAAAAGGCAAAAGAGGAAGCAAGUUCUGAAGACACCAAGCUUAUGAAUACACCAGAUAAUGAUGUUGAAGAUGACAUACAGAAACAAAAACGUAGCAGGAGCGCUGAACUUCUCAAAAAGGAAUUGGAAAAACAAGGGAAAUCUAGCUCUAGAGAAUACCUGUAUAAAGUCAAUAUGGCAAUGGCUGUGUUGUAUGCUAGACAAGUUCUCAGAAAAUUAUUAGCACACUGGCCAGAAUCUGCUCCCGCCAUUACAGCCGAGUUAUUGGGAUGUAAACAAGUUCAUGAUAUCCCAUGUAUCCUGGACUUACUCAACAGAUCAGAAACAAAAGAUGUAUUCCAGACUGUUGUACAGAAAGUGAUUAAGUACAGUGAUAAAGAGAGCCUGAUCCCCAUAGCCUGUACAGCUGCCCAGUUUAUGGAGGAGAUCACAAUGUCAUCCUUAAUCAAACAGUUGAACACGGAUGAUUAUAAACAGAAUAAAGAUUGUGUCAAAGAUAUGAAGGAAGCUAUACAAAUCCCUGGAGCGUCAAAACUACAGAUAUCUUUUGAUAGCAAAUGCAGUUUAAGACAGAAUGAAGAUACACUGACAUUCUCAACAUCAGAUGACAUGCAACAAAAUUCUAAGACAUUUUCAGGAGAUUCAUCCAACUUUAUUAACUUUGAAUUUCAAGGUGACAAGUUAUGGUAUAAAUUUUCUAUAAAGAAAUCACCAUCUGAGACAUCAAACUGGGGAUACAAGUUUAGUGUGACCGCUGGCUCUAUACUGACCAGGGACAGCUUUGAAACAGGAUAUGCUAUUCUAAAUAAUGUCCUUUCAACCAAGUUGGCCUUAGCCUUGCCUUUAUGCAGAUUGUGGCAUACCUUAGUAUAUGUUGCCAUUAAACAGACAGGAGAAAACAGACUGAAAUCUAUACAACUGAUGCUGAAGAUAAUACACACUCAACAUAGAUCAUCAGCUGAGAGUUUAUCUAUAGAUCUGAGUUUGUUAAAACCACUGUGGAAUUUAUAUAAUGGUAUAACUAAAGAUGGUUCUGAUACAAAGACAUUGGUUCCCCCACUAGCCAGAGCUCUGACAGAACUCUUCUUACAAGUGGAAAACUUAGCUAUGGAAUGGGAUGCUGUUAUUGAAUACUUAGUGGCAUUACAGGACAUGGAGGAUAUCAAGAAAAUUGUUAAACAGGGCAUUUUAAAUGUUGCUGCUGUGAGUGUCAGUAUAGGUUAUACAAACAUAGCUACAGAAAUUAUUAGUGCUGUCAGAAAGAAGAAAGCUACGAAAACAACAAAAAAUUAAAACUUAAUCUUCAGAUACUAUGUGUUAUUAGAGAGAGAUUAAAACUUAAUCUUCAGAUACUAUGUGUUAUUAGAGAGAGAUUAAAACUUAAUCUUCAGAUACUAUGUGUUGUUAGAGAGAGAUUUAAAACUUAAUCUUCAGAUACUAUGUGUUGUUAGAGAGAGAAAAGGUUACCUAUAGACACAAUAUAGCACACUUAUUUAUUUUUAAACCAACCUACUAAGUAGCUGAGGUACCAGUUUAAAUACAAUCAGAUGUUUACUGCAUUCACGUAAUAUUUGCUUGAAAUUAUGAUAUAUCUACAAGGCAGUAUCUGUAUCAGUAAUUUUUUUUUUAAUUUUAGUUGUUGUUUCACUAAUAAUGUUUAAAUAUGCUGUUGUUUUAAGAAU